AUGAAGUCAUCCGGGAAGCCGACGAAAAGCAAAGCUGCAGAUGCAGCCGCCGAGACGCCCAGCAAGGGGAAGGUGGAUGAGGCAGCAGCCUCGGGAGCCACGAGGAAGCGCCGACGGAUUGAAAAUUUCGAGGAAAAGAGCUUUGCUGGAAGGCCCCGUCCUAAGGGAGAGGACACUGGUCUCCGGUGGCAAAUGAUCCGAGAUGUUUUCUUUGAGAAGAUCCACUCGCAGUUCCGAUACCCCUCGCAACACCAGGAUCCCUUCUGGCUGCUAGUGAAGCCGCAACUGCCCCAAAAGGGGACGCCUGAUGACUACAAGAAGAUUGCCCGCAAAGCCGCUCGUGAGCUUGCCGUUCUCAUGGUGCUCUGCGGAAAUCCAGAAGGGGCAUUCGCUGCUAUUGGAAUUGAAUGCAGCUCUUUCGUCUUAAUCAAUUCCGGGUCCAUCCUCCUGCUCGUCCUGCUGAGCUGCCUGGGACACGUGUGGUAUGUGGCUGGAGUCCCUGCCACUAGUCAGUUCAUUCAAUCCUUCGUGAUGUGCACAUUAUCCACGCAGACUGCUUGGCAUUUGGCUUUCGACUUGGGGAAAUUGGUUCGGAAGGAGUUCAAGCCCAAGUACAAAACGGGGCACCAGUACACGGAUCAGCAUGGCCGAAGGAUUUACCCUGCCAUCUUCGCUCGCCGGGUGGUGAACAUGGUCCUGCCUGCACGUGAGCUUCCGCGGCCCAAGCCCGCCGAGGCUUCUCCUGAGAAGAAUAUCUAUGACUUGUUCGGGGACCUUUCUUGGAGGGCUGCAGAUGAGUGGUCUGAGGCUGACCUUGGAGAGGGCAGUGCUGAGACUGUGCCCAGCUCCACCCGCACGUUGGGUCGGGGCAUGGCUCUUUUAGAUAAUAUCGCCAAUGAUGGUGUGGUCAAACAAGAACCACCGGAUGAUGAAGCAGAGAUUAUGAAACAAAUUCAGGAGCCUCCAGCCGCAGCCGAAACAGAAGAAACCCAAGUUGAUGCAGAUAACACAGCAGAGGAAGGACUAGAUGAUGACGAAGCCAACAGGUUAAAGGAACAGAAGAAGCAGCAGCUAGAAGCAGCCAGACAGAAAGCCGCAGCAGCAGAAAAGGAACGACAAAGGCUUGCAGCAGCAGGAAAGAAACUGGCAGCAGCAGAAAAGGAACGACAGGAGCUGGCAGCAGCAGAAAAGAAGGCCGCAGCAGCAGAAAAGGAACGACAGGAGUUGGCAGCAGCAGAAAAGAAGGCCGCAGCAGCAGAAAAGGAGCGACAGGAGCUAGCAACAGCAGAAAAGAAGGCCGCAGCAGAAGAACAGGAACGACAGGAGUUGGCAGCAGCAGACAAGAAGGCAGCAACAGCAGAAAAGGAACGACAGGAGCUAGCAGCAGCAGAAAAGAAGGCGGCAGCAGCAGAAAAGGCUCGACAGGAGCUAGCAGAGGCAGAAAAGAAGGCUGCAGAAAAGAAGGCUGCAGCAGCAGAAAAGGUUCGACAGGCACUAGUUCGACAGGAGCUAGCAGCAGCAGAAAAGAAGGCCGCAGCAGCAGAGAAGGAACGACAGGAGCUAGCAGCAGCAGAAAAGAAGGCCGCAGCAGCAGAAAAGGAACGACAGGAGCUAGCAGCAGCAGAAAAGGAGGCCGCAGCAGAAGAACAGGAACGACAGGAGUUGGCAGCAGCAGAAAGGAAGGCCGCAGCAGAAGAACAGGAACGACAGGAGUUGGCAGCAGCAGAAAGGAAGGCCGCAGCAGAAGAGCAGGAACGACAGGAGUUGGCAGCAGCAGAAAAGAAGGCCGCAGCAGAAGAGGAACGACAGGAGUUGGCAGCAGCAGAAAAGGCCCGAAGGAUGGAGCUUGAAGCACAAGCAGCCGCAGCAGCAGCAGAGCUAGCAGAAUUGGAGGCUGCCCAGCAGUUCCUACGCAACCAAACACAAGAAGCCAGGGCAAGGGAGGACUUGGCAAACAGACGUGUUGCCGAAGUGAAAAGAAGGAACCAGGAAGCAGAAGCAGAAGCAGCUGCUGCUAAAGCAAGGCGGAUUGAGGAGCAAAUCCAAGCAGAGGCCCAGCAGGCCGCAGCCGAGAUCACCGAAGCAUUGCAAGAUGAGCAGCAGUCGGCGCAGAUGCUCGCAAGGGCACAAGCUGAUGCCAGGCAGUAUGAGGAGAAGUUGGCAAUGGCCAGAUUCAAGCUCGAAACAGCAAAGGCAAGCAUGAACAGCACGCCGCAAGCACCACCCAACCGGAGCUCGACAGAAGUUUGGACACAGGAUGCCCAGCCCCCGCAGCGAUGCCUUUCUUUCGGAGGUUGCACCCCAACCGAGCCAUGCCCGCCGACCCCAGAGCACACCACACCCGAGCCCCAAGCCGCUCCCACCAGAGUAGCACCUACCCCCAAUAUGCCGCCAAGCAGAAGAGAGACUGCAGAAGCACCCAGCCGGCUUACCCUGCUCAAGCGAAUCAACCGGGCAAUGGAGCCCAAUGCCAAAGGUGAGUUCAAAGUUUCUGAGGAGAUCAGAUUGCAAUGGAAGGGGGCAGGCAAAGAGGGUGUGUUCAAGCUCUUCGCCGAGGUUGGCAACAACACCGAAGCAUUCAUAAAAAGGUUCUCGGCCACCCGGGACUCUGAAAGAGAGAUGCAGAUCGGUGUGGAGUUUGAGUUUCUGACGAAACAGGAAAUGGCCGACGACCAAAACAUGUCACCGGAUGAAAUUGACGCUUGUGUGGCCGAAGCCGAGAAGAACCCGGAAAAGAUGAUGAAGCACCCGUACAAGAGAAACACGUGGCGAUACUAUUGCGAGCUGAAAAACUCCCACAACGAAGAGCUUGCGAAGACGAUCAAGCGGCUUGGGUUUCCGGAGCUCGCGGAAGCAGCCAAGCCUUCCAGCAUCAUAGGUAAAGCGCUGGAUGCGAUUACGAAGAGGCUGAAGAUGAUGGGUGAUGUUCGUUGUUUGUACGAAAAGAUCGCUGCACCCAGCGAGCUUAUGUCGAAGAUCUGCCCUCAGCUACUGAUGAAGCUUCGACUGGAUGCGAUGUACACCAGCCUCGACGAAGGCCAUGAUCGGCUACAAGCUUCCCAGUCCAAGGGCUUACUGGAUGGCUUCACAAAGACACUCCUGCCAAAGGCCAUCAAGCAUGAGGAGCCAGAGGAUCCCAAGCUGAAGUCAGCCCCAGCUGCGAUCGUGGGUGAGUCUGCAGCAGCUGCCAUCAAAGAUGGCCUGAGGAACAGCAGCAUGCAGGCAGCUGCCAAGGUAGAUAAAUCACAUUCGGAGAGGAAUGCCCAUCGGCUGUUCAAUCGGUUGUACAAGCGCAAUGAAGCAGCACUGCCCGCCAUCCUCAAAGAGACGGCACGGGAGCUAGAGCAGUUGUUUCAGCAUGGGAUCAUUACAUCCUCGGGUGUCCGCAUCAGAUUCGCUCUAGUGGGUUGCAAGGGUGAUGCCGAAUGGCAUUUUGAGGCAGGGCAAUUCAAUAGGUCGUAUCAUAGGACGGGCCCCAAAAACGACCUGAUGAUUUGCCCCUGGUGUUCAGCCGGUGCACCCGGCCUGCCGUUCACUGAUGCCAGUGAUGAGCCAUGCUGGGCUCCAACGGUGGGUAGCUCGGACCCAUGGCAUGCGGAAGAUCUUCCACCCCUGAAUCAUGCACCGUUUUCCGGUAACUUCCGUGCAUUCAUGUACAAGUUUGACCCGUUCCAUGUCUUGAAAUUCGGCGUCUUUCGAGACUUCAUUGCAAGCUCUAUCAUCCGCAUGUGCUGCAUGGGUCUGUUUGAUGCUGCAGGUGAUUCUGUUGCAAUCGAGAAUCGUCUAGAGCGAUGUUUUUCGAGCUUCAAGCUUUGGCAACUGGCCAACAAGAAGUGUGCAGCCACAAAGGGCUUCACGAAGGACAACAUGAAGUUCAAGUCUUAUAAGUCUUUCUGCUGGAUCAAUGCUAAAGGCAGUGAUGUUACGCUUCUUCUUAUGUGGCUUGACUUUGUGACCGGCUUGUUUUGUGGCAUGCAUGAUUCACAUGUACUACUUGCCAUUCACCAGGCCGCCCGAGGCGCCUUGGAUUAUAUUGGAGUGAUGCACGGGCAUCCGUUAUGGUUGCGACGAACUUGUGCACAAGUCCAAGUACAUGCUGGGUACACCUUUGUUCGUGGCUACCUGUGGCUAGCCAAUGAUAGCAUGCAGCAAGGCUUGGCAGGAUAUCGCUUACGCCCCAAACUCCACUACAUGUGUCACCUCCUCAAAGAAACCCAAGAUCAGCUGCUCCGUGGUUCCGAAUACAUUCUGUCCAGUGCAGCAUUCUUAUGUGAAACUGAUGAAGACUUUAUCGGUCGUGUGAGCAGAACAUCCAGAAGAGUAGCUGCACGGACAGCAUGCUACCGCACAACACAACGGUAUCUUACGAAGAUGCGGGCGCUUUUAGAUCGUUUGCAGCUCGGCUGA
This is a messenger RNA of Symbiodinium sp. CCMP2592, 4407 nucleotides long. NCBI's taxonomy places the organism in Eukaryota, Dinophyceae, Suessiales, Symbiodiniaceae. The record is from the annotation of a GenBank genome assembly.